Molecule: messenger RNA, 465 nt
Organism: Cotesia congregata
Lineage: Eukaryota; Metazoa; Arthropoda; Insecta; Hymenoptera; Braconidae
Source: the annotation of a GenBank genome assembly
UUUAUCGAAGAAUAUUUGCACUGCUGUAAACCUUUGGCAAACGCUAUUGAUCGUUUACAAGAUGAAAAAUCAUGCUUUUAUGGUGACUUGCUGCCCACUCUCAUUUCUAUCAAAAAUAAAUUGAAAAAAAUUCAAAAUUUAAGUUGGCAUUAUUGCGAUGAACUAGUUCCAGGACGUAUUGAUGCGUUAACUGGUAGACAUAAGAGAUUUUUUGAAGUUGAACAUGAAGGUAGUAUGAGUGCUGUGGCAGCAGCUUUUCACCCACAACACAAAUUGAGAUGGAUUAAAUGUUUAAGUGUUGAUGCACGAAAAAAAACUAUCCAAGCUAUUAAAGAUGCUCUGUCGACUAUUGAACCAAUUACUGAUCUUCAAAUCUCUGCUGAAACCGAUAAUACUGAUGAUUUCUUUGAUUUUAGUGUAGAUGGUAAACAAAAUGAAAAAAUUCUAUUUGUUAAAAGUGUUUAU